Molecule: messenger RNA, 3214 nt
Organism: Bradysia coprophila
Lineage: Eukaryota; Metazoa; Arthropoda; Insecta; Diptera; Sciaridae
Gene: step
Product: cytohesin steppke
Biological process (GO): regulation of ARF protein signal transduction
Molecular function (GO): guanyl-nucleotide exchange factor activity
Source: RefSeq, a predicted model, not a curated record
UUCACAGUCAUUUGAGAGCGAGUCUACGAGAAGGUUGUUGAACGUGUAUUUUCGUAGUUUUUCCUUUAAGACCGUGUAGUGUAGACGUAAUAAAUUCGGUACAAACAUUUAUCGUCGUGUCGCUGAAACGUUUGUUUUAAAAGACAUUAUUGGAUUAUUUUGGAUUAUAUUGUUUUUCGGAAGUUUCUUUUCGGACACAAUGCGUAGAGUGUAGAUUGCUGUGCGUUGGAACGUUAUGUAAUUGUGUGUAAGACAAAUAAGAAACGGACAUUUAAAUGACUGAAUAAAUUACUUACCAUUGGUCGUGUGUAUGCGAAAAGAAAAAUAAAGAAAAUCAACCAAAAUAAAUAUUUGUGCUUUGUGAUGCUUUGACCAUCGGUGUGGCAAUAAAUCAUUUAUUUUUCUUCCGAAAAAAAAACUCAAACGAAAGGUGUCCCCACCCAAUUUUAAAGGAAUUGAAUAAUCCACAAAAUCGUUUGUUGGAAACGUAAACGUUUACAUAAUAUGUGCAAAAACAGUUAAAAAAUAAUGAACUCAACUCCCGAGCAAAAACCAAGUUCCAGUUGGUUUUCAUCACUGCGCCGUCAAGCCAAACCAAAACCACCCAAAAACAAUGGCAAAGAAAUGCAAAAAAGCUGUCUCGAACUGUCAACCAUAGCGAAAGACAAUACAGCCGGAAGUGAUCCGUUGAAAAUCCGACGAAAUCAGAUAUUUUCACGCCAUUACGAAUGUCCAAAUGCCACAAUUAGCAAAACUAUCGAAAUCGAUCAUGUUAAACAGAUCUCGGAAUGUGAUAGAAAUGGUGACGAUGGAAAAAGUAACAAUGAGAGAAGUCGCAAUGGUUCGACGGGUGAAUAUAAAGUUACUACAACUACCACCACAAAGGUGAUUCAGACGACUGUUAUAACAAAGCAAAGCCAUCGGGUCGGAUUGGUGUUUAAUGAUAGUGGUGAAUUGAUAAGUAACCUGGAUAGUUUACGCAAUUUAAAUAGCAACACAAAGUUUAAUCAAUUAGUCAGUGCGUGUAAUAAUAACAAUAACAAUAGUGCUAAGUCGAGUAUAUUGGACGAUGACUUUGAUUUCAUCGAUGAUGUUAGUCAGAGCGGUAGUGAGAGCCAUAUCAGUCGAAUGCAUUCGAAAACCAAGUGCUCUACUUGCCAUAAUCAAAUUAAGUCGAAAUCUGAUUGGAAUCUUAGUGUGAAUAAGAAGCAAAUCAAAGACGAAUUAUGUGAAGUUGUUGCGGAUAUGGAAGGACUAGAUUCGCAAGAGGACUGCAAGCAUUCCAACAAAGAUAAACAAAUGUCAAUAGGACGGAAAAAAUUCAAUAUGGAUCCAAAGAAAGGUAUAGAAUAUUUGUGCGAAAACCAUCAGCUCCAAAUGAACGCCAAAGAUAUUGCACACUUUUUGUACAAAGGCGAAGGCUUAAACAAAACGGCUAUCGGCGAUUACCUGGGAGAAAAGAAUGAUUUCAACGAACAAGUUUUAAAAGCAUUUGUGGACCUGCAUGAUUUCACCAAUCUGAUUCUCGUACAAGCAUUAAGACAAUUCUUAUGGUCAUUCCGAUUGCCGGGCGAAGCGCAAAAAAUCGAUCGAAUGAUGGAAUGCUUUGCCCAACGUUAUUGCCAACUCAAUCCAGAUAUUUUCACAAACACCGAUACAUGUUAUGUACUUAGCUUCGCAAUCAUCAUGUUAAACACAUCACUCCACAAUCCAUCCGUAAAAGAUAAGCCCACGUUGGAUCAUUUCAUAUCGAUGAAUCGGGGUAUCAACAACGGUGGUGAUUUGCCGCGUGAAUUGCUAGAAUCGUUAUACGAAUCAAUUAGAACCGAGCCAUUUAAGAUACCGCAAGACGAUGGAAAUGAUUUGAUGCACACGUUCUUCAAUCCAGAUAAGGAAGGCUGGCUAUGGAAACAGGGCGGAAGAUACAAAUCGUGGAAGCGACGAUGGUUUAUACUGAAUGACAAUUGUUUAUACUACUUCGAGUAUACGACUGACAAAGAGCCUCGGGGAAUCAUACCGUUGGAAAAUAUUUCGGUGCGAGAAAUUCAAGACAGAAAUAAGCCUCACUGCUUCGAAUUGUACGCUUGUGGGGGAGCUGAUAUCAUCAAAGCGUGUAAAACAGACUCUGAAGGAAAGGUCGUCGAAGGUAAGCACACAGUGUAUCGUAUGUCAGCCGCAGCAGAAGAGGAUAAACUGGAAUGGAUUAAGUGUCUGAAGCAAUCCAUAAGCCACAAUCCAUUUUAUGAUAUUUUAGUACAGCGUAAGAAAAAAGCUUUGGCCAACAGUUAAUGAAUGUAAAAAAAUGUCCAACGAACAAAGACUUUAUUAUUAUUAAUAAUUAUUAAUAUUGUAAACUAUAAAACAAUUUAGACAUGGAAAGUAAUUCAACGUUGAACAUUUUGUGAUAUGGCAUUAUUCAAAAACGAGAAACCGAAUGAUGAUGAUGAUGAAGAAGAGGAAGAAGAAGAAAAUUUAUUCAUUUUUUUAGUGAAAUUUAAAAUAAAAUAUUUUCAAAAAGGUUAUGUGGCACUGGGUAGUGGUGCUGGUGCCUAAUGAAAUAAAGUGAGAACACACAGAUUCUGUCUAUGAUAUCGUAUACCGUAUUUCCAAUGUUUUUCCGACUCAGACCCUUAGCUUAUUUAUUAUAUUUUAGUAAUCUCUCCUCCAAACAAAUAAAUAAAUUUACCAAAAAAAAAGCGAAACAAAAUCUAAAAAUGAAAGCAAAAAACAAAUCAAACGUGAAAUGAUGCGAACAAACCCUUUAUUUGAGACUGACGAAUAUUAAUCAAUUUUUGUUGUGUUGUGUACCAAUGUUACAAUUUUUUAGUGCGGUUUUUGAAAAACGAACUUAUGGAUAUGGGGGAAAAAAGAAAAGGGAAAGGGGGUCGAUUUAUGCGAUAAACAAUUUCUUUAGUUUGCCUUUUGGAAUAAAUGGUCGUUAUCUCUGCAUGUUGUUUGAGAGGCUUUUAAAGAUCAAUGUAUUAAACAAAAACAAAUGCUCGAUAUGCUUAGAAGUUUAGUUUUUCUCUUUUGAAUUUUAGUUUUUUUUCUAUAAAUGAUUGUAACUUUGUUGAAAUGAAAUGAUUUAUUGUUGUACAUAGUGACGGAGAUUAAGUUAAUUGCUAUAAGUGAAAAGAAUGUUGAAUCCGCAUAAGCAUACACAUUACACAUAUUGUAAAAAAAAACAUGAAAAUAAACGACGAUGUAAUACAAA